Molecule: messenger RNA, 1830 nt
Organism: Schistosoma rodhaini
Lineage: Eukaryota; Metazoa; Platyhelminthes; Trematoda; Strigeidida; Schistosomatidae
Source: the annotation of a GenBank genome assembly
AUGCAUCACCUCAUUGUACACAAACUGAUUAAUAGUUUCUGUUUUAUUGGCAUUUCUUACACCGAACUAGUCUUGUCGCCACCCACAACAAAUUCUCCUACAGUGGAUAAACCGAAAAUGGCUUCACACAAUAGUAACUGCACAGGUUUUAACACAGAUGAUGAAAUUAACACCAGCUGUGAUAAUUUUGAGGAAACUAUUUGCCACAAACAAAUGUCAAAUGAUUCCCUUAGAGAUCAUUUAUUACAUUCAGAUAAUUUCAUCAUAGAUAUUUUGAGGAAUACAGAGAAUUUAAAUGAAUCACAUCUUAUGGCUGCUAUUAAUUACUACCAAUCUUGUACCACAAACUCUAAAGAGAAAACAUCCACAAGAAAAGAGAAAAUUGUUCAAUUAAUAUCAUUCCUUUUCAACGGAUGGUUAUCGCCGCUAGGUUCUGAUAAUAACGGGUUCAAUAUUAGCAAGAAUAUAUCUGAUGAUAAAUUGUUCAAUCUUACAAGUUUAAUUUUACCACUGAUCUUUCAAAAUGGACGAACAAGUAUAUUUUCUUUUAACGUAGUUCGAAGUAGAAACAAAAGUAUAAACCAAUAUAUUUAUAUUUCUUCAUGUUCCUUUGAUUCAUUUACCAGAAGUGCUUCAAACAUACCAGUUAAAAGUGGAGAAGGAAUAGAAGAACAAAUUUUCAAAUUUUUGGAGAAUCUCAAAACACAAGAAAAUAAGGAAGAAUUGGCAAAAGGUGUUUUUAAUUUGUAUUCCGAUAUUAAAAAUGCAAUUCCAGUGGAUAAUCAGUAUACAAUAGUCCCAUUUGAAAAUCUGAUCCAAAUCUGUUCCGUUAUCGAUUGGAAUGUUUUAUUUGAAAGUAUAUUCCGUGAACUCAAGUAUGAAUCAUACAAGAAUUUGAAAAUUAUUGUCUAUAAUCCAGAUUCCUUGAAGAAGGUUUGUGAUAUACACAUGUUGGCUAUGAAUACAACAAGCGGUAAAAGAAUUCUACACACUGUGUUAGUGAUAAAUUUCUUGUACAACAUGAGAAGUACCUUAAAUCAAUAUUUCGAAGAGUUUCAAUUUUUCGAAAACCCAAAAUUAUUAGAAAAAACGCCAAGUUGUAUUGAUGAGGUGAAAGAAAAUUUCCGAUGGACAAUAGAACGAAAUCACGAAUAUUCUAGUAUAAGUGAAAGUAGAAAAAGGGAGGUGCUUGAAAUAUUUGACGAAUUAAAAAUCACUUUGAUUCAAUUAUUAUCAUCAACUUCAUGGUUCACUGAAGAUAAAGGCAUCAUUGAUAAGGUUAAAAAUAUUAAUUUGUCGAUAAUUUCUUCGGAAUCAUUGAAUGCGAAAGAAAGAGAAAACAAAGAUUUUGUAUUCAUUGAUAAAAUGCUAAAAAAUAAUUACUUUACGAAUGCAUACUAUUCUCAGAAGACCAAACUGCUGAAAUCAUUUGACGCUACUUUACAUAAAUACGAUGAACCAGAAGUCUCCAGUUUCAUACCAUACAUAUCUGGAUUGGACAGAGAUCAUAACAUUCAUAUAUCUAGUGGGUUUUUACAUCCACCGUAUUUCAAUGGAUCAUAUUCAAUGUCUGAAAAAUAUGGGAUUAUCGGUUGGAUUAUGGGACGUGAGCUUAUGUCUGCAGUUUCUAGUGACUUUCAGAAAGAUAGACCGGAACAAUCCCAGUUCAUUUGUGAAGCAUCAGAUCUACGAUCGUUUGAAUCACAAUUAUGUUGUUUGUCAAAACAAAACACUUUCAGAAUAUUUGGAAAAGAGGUAAGUUGUCGUUUAAAAUGGUCAUUUUACCCGAGAAUAGCUGUACCGUUGAAUGACUUUCAGUAUCCAAAAUGA